AUGACACCAUUUGAGGCAUUUUAUGGGAGACCACCACCGGGGCUUGUGGCCUAUGAAAUGGGGAGUUCACCAAAUGAUUUGAUGGAUACAGAGCUUAGAGAGAUGGAUGAAGUCUUGAAGGAUCUAAAGAAGAAUUUGGCACGUGCUCAAGACCAAAUGAAGAAGCACUUUGACAAAAGGAGAACUAUAGAAUCCUUUGAACAAGGUGAGUGGGUAUUUCUCAAGUACCUAUCAAGAGAGCAUAAGGCAAUAUCCAAAACAACAUUAAGCAAAUUGAGGACUAAGAAUUUUGGCCCAUAUCAAGUGUUGGAGAAGUGCGGACAGCUUGCAUACAAGCUAGAUCUACCGGUUGGGGUUCACAUUCACCCUAUUUUUCAUGUGUCAUGGUUAAGGAGGAAGGUUGCAGAUCCAACCAAGGUGAUGAGUAAGAUGCCCUUGGUAGAUGAAGAGGAAGAAAGGCAAUCCAACCCAAGAAGAUCGUGGAGUAUAGGCUUGUAA
Carya illinoinensis is the source of this 498-nucleotide messenger RNA. RefSeq lists its product as uncharacterized. The transcript has a single exon. The record is from RefSeq and is a predicted model, not a curated record. Bases 1 to 498 code for a protein of 165 amino acids. Lineage: Eukaryota; Viridiplantae; Streptophyta; Magnoliopsida; Fagales; Juglandaceae.